Molecule: messenger RNA, 3298 nt
Organism: Corapipo altera (White-ruffed manakin)
Lineage: Eukaryota; Metazoa; Chordata; Aves; Passeriformes; Pipridae
Product: integrin alpha-7-like
Biological process (GO): cell-matrix adhesion; integrin-mediated signaling pathway; cell-cell adhesion
Cellular component (GO): external side of plasma membrane; integrin complex
Molecular function (GO): integrin binding
Source: RefSeq, a predicted model, not a curated record
GGUUCUCAGUGGACUCGGGCGCGGGGCUGACGAGCCGGGGGGGGCUGAGCUUUGUCACCGGCGCCCCCCGCGCCAACCACACCGGGGCUGUCGUGAUCCUGCGUCGCGACAGCGCCAACCGCCUGGUGCCCGAGGCGGUGCUACCCGGGCCGCAGCUCAGCUCGGCCUUCGGGCACGCCCUGGCCGUGCUCGACCUCAACAGCGACGGGUGGAUGGACCUGGUGGUGGGGGCCCCCCACUUCUUUGAGCGCCAGGAGGAGAUCGGGGGGGCUGUUUAUGUUUACAUCAACCCCGGGGGGCUCUGGGAUGCUGUGACCCCCCUGAGGCUCAACGGCACCCGGGGGUCCAUGUUUGGCACCGCCCUGAGCACAGCCGGGGACCUCAACCAUGAGGGCUUGGGGGACCUGGCUGUGGGAGCCCCUUUCGACGGCGCCGGCAAAGUGUUCAUUUACCACGGGAGCGCCCUGGGCAUCGUGGCCAGGCCGGCCCAGGUCCUGGACGGGGAGGCCGUGGGGGUCCCAACCUUCGGGUAUUCCCUGUCGGGGGGGCUGGACGUGGAUGGGAACCUGUACCCCGACCUGCUGGUGGGGUCCCUGUCUGACACCGUGGUGCUCUACAGGGCCCGCCCGGUGGUCCACGUGUCCCGGAACGUGUCACUGCUGCCCCCCACCAUCGACCUGGAGCAGAGCAACUGCCACCACCGGGAGGGCGUCUGCGUGGAGGUCCGAGCCUGUUUCAGCUACACGGCCAGUCCUGCGAGCUACAGCCCCCGCCUCGAGCUGGAGUUCGUGCUGGACGUGGACACCGAGCGCCGGCGCCGUGGCCAAGCCCCCCGGGGGUCGUUCCUGGGCCGUGGCCCCGCAGACCCCGAGCACCAGCUCUCUGGGACCCUGGAGCUGCCCCGGCAGCGCAGCCGGGCCUGUGUCACCUCCACCUUCCAGCUACACGACGGGAUCCGGGACAAGCUGCGGCCCAUCGUUGUCACCUUGGCCUAUGGGAUCCGGGGGCCUGGGGGGCACCGGGGGGGGCGGGGGGCUGUGCUGCCCCCCCUUUCCCCCGCGCUCAGCCCCCACCAGCCCAGCACCCACCGCGCCGAGGUGCAUUUCCUGCGCCAGGGCUGCGGGGAUGACAAGAUCUGCCAGAGCAACCUCCGGCUGCACUUCCAGUUCUGCGCCCGCCGCGGUGACAGCGAGUUCCUGCCCCUGCCCAAGGCCGAGGAUGGCACUGCCAUCUUCGCCAUGAGUGACCAGAAGGACGUGGCCCUGGAAGUCCUGGUGACCAACGAGCCGUCGGACCCGGCGGAGCCGCAGCGGGAUGGGGACGACGCCCACCAGGCCCAGCUCACGGCCACCCUCCCCCCGGAGCUGCCCUACGCGGCCCUGCGGCCCGACGAGGGCGGGGGGCUCGGGGACAAGCCCGUGCUGUGCCUCGCCAACCAGAACGGCUCCCAGGUGGAGUGUGAGCUGGGCAACCCCCUGAAACGCGGAGCACAGGUGCGGUUCUUCCUCAUCCUCGGCACCUCGGGAAUAACCAUCCACACCUCGGACCUGGCCGUGGAGCUCGUGCUGUCCACGAUCAGUGAACAGCCGGGGCUGGAGCCGGUGGUCGCUCGUGCCCGGGUGGUCCUCGAGCUGCCCCUCUCCGUGACGGGAGUGGCUGUGCCCCCCCGGCUGUUUUUCGGGGGGGAGGUGCGGGGGGAGAGCGCCGUGCGCAGGGAGAGCCAAGUGGGCAGCGCCGUCAGCUUCGAGGUCACGGUGUCCCACAGGGGACAGGCGCUGAAGACUCUGGGCUCUGCCUUCCUCACCCUGCACUGGCCCCACGAGCUGCCCAACGGAAAGUGGCUCCUGUACCCCCUGAGCCUGGAACUGGGCACCCCCCCUGUGCCCUGCAGCCCCUCUGCCAACCCCCUGCGCCUCACCCUGGAGCCACUGGGACAAGGUGACCCCCCCCAGGCAUCCCCCCCCCGAUCCUGGUGGGUCCCAGCGCCCUCAGAGAGGAGGAGGAACGUGACACUUGACUGUGCCCGGGGCACUGCCCGCUGCCGCCCGUUCCUGUGCCCGCUGCCCACCCUGGAGCGCUCGGAGCUGCGGGCGCGGGGCCGCCUCUGGAACGGCACCUUCCUGGAGGAAUUCCUGGAUGUCUCCUCGCUGGAGCUGAUCGUCCGUGCCGAGGUUUCCGUCACCUCCCCCAGCAAGAACCUGGUGCUCAAGGAUGCGGCCACACAGAUGUCGGUGUCCAUCCACCUGGACCCGGGGGUGGCAGUGGCGGGGGUCCCGUGGUGGGUGGUCCCGCUGGCGGUGCUGCUCGGGAUCCUCCUCCUGGCCCUGCUGGUCCUCGGGCUCUGGAAGGUGGGGUUUUUCCGCCGUGCCCGCCGUGCCCCCCCGGCCGUGCCGCAGUACCACGCCGUGCGGAUCCCGCGGGAGCAGCGGCGGCACCUCCUCGAGGGCAGGACGGGCACCAUCCAGAGGCAGGAAUGGGCCGCCAGCCCCGCCGAGCCCCUGGAUGGACGCGGGACCCCCAGCUCCGCAUAGACCCCCCACUGUGAAAUGGGGGGUGGGCACGGGGGGCACGGACAUGGAGUAUGGGGUGUGGAACAUGGGAUAUGGGAUACAGGACAUGGGUAUGGGGUAUGGGACGUGGACAUGGGAUACGGGACAUGGGACAUGGACACAGACAAGGGAUAAGGGACACGGACACAGGAUGUGGGACAUGGACAUGGGAUACGGGGUGUGGGAUAUGGACACAGACAAGGGAUAAGGGACAUGGACACAGGAUAUGAAACAUGGAAUAUGGCCAUGGGACAUGGACAUGGAACAUGGAUACGGGAUAUGGGACACAGAACACGGACAUGGGAUAUGGGACAUGCAACACGGGAUAUGGAACAUGGGACAUGAAACAUGGGACACAAACAGGGGACACAGGACAUGGAACACGGGAUUGUCCGCCCUGGCCGUGCUCUGGGGAUGGCAGCAGGAACAGGGGACAUGGACAUGGACAUGGAGCCUGGGAAAUGGAACCUGGGACACGGGACAUGGAACACGGGACAUGGGAUUUCCUGUCCUGGCCGUGCCCUGGGAAGGUCCCAGUGAGGCACCGGCUGUGCUGGAGCACCUGGGAAUGUUUGUCCUGGGAUGGGGCCAUCGGGCCCAUGGGGCACUUUGGCCCCACAGGUUCAGUUUGGUCCCAGGGGUCACUUCAGCCCCACAUGAAGGGUUUGGCCCCACACGGGGUCUCAACCCCCUGGGCUCAGCUCGGCCCCACAGCAACGUUCACCCCAAUAAAAGGUGCUGUUCCCCCA